Molecule: messenger RNA, 2009 nt
Organism: Phaedon cochleariae (mustard beetle)
Lineage: Eukaryota; Metazoa; Arthropoda; Insecta; Coleoptera; Chrysomelidae
Source: the annotation of a GenBank genome assembly
AUGUUUAUGUUUAUGUUUGUAACCCAAAUUUUGAAAACAAAAAUAUAAUAUUUUGGAAUUAUUUGAGUGAUGAGUGCGCGGAUUGUUGAGUAAAGUGAUUGAUUUUCAUAUAAGGAUCUUUACUAUUCGAUUGAAAAUCUGGUUCAUAAUAUUUUGGGUUCACAGAUCCUAAAGUUCUAAAAUGGAAGAUUUCAAUGGUGAUGAUAUUUUGAAAGUUUUUAGCGAAUUGGAUGUAAAAUUACUCAACUUGCAUCCAAAUGUUAUAAGAGGCUGGUUUGAUACUGAUGACGAAAACAUGAAGAACCUCUUGAGUUGGAUGUGCUUGUCUUUAUCCAAGGAAAAUUAUUUAUCACCCUUAGAAACUUCUGAAUUCACACAUAUUCAAUUGCCUUUUUCUAUGAGUGAUCUAGAGCAAGAAAAAUAUGAAAUUGAACAGACUAAGUUUCCUGGAAUCUUUGAUGUAGAUUCAAACAUGCUUGAAAUUGCAUUUCUUGAAGAUGAAAUCAAUAUAUUAAUUCAAGAAGAUAAACAAUUGGAAGAACUAAACAGAAUUAAUAGAAAGCAAGAAAAAGAUCUGCUUGAAAUAAUGGAUAAAAAGAUCUCACUGGAAAUCAAGACAUCCCUACAAUUGAAAUCUGCACAAGAGAAUUGUCUUGAUCAAGGAGAAAAAUUGGAUAAGUUAAAUAAAAAAAUCCAUGAAAGGUUAUUGAAGUAUGGACAAAAUUUGCAUGAUUUUGAAUUUAGUCCUUCUCCUAAUUUCAUCAACAAUAUGGACAUCACAGUAAAUUAUGAACACAUGGAUAACACAACAAAUUUACUGAUGCCACAUUUAGAAGAUUCUGUAGUUCCAACAAACAACACAGGCACUCUGAACAUAACUCAUCUUAAUGUGACCAAUAUAAAUGAAACAAUUGCCAAUGAUUUCUGUAAUCUUAGGCACAGGAUUCUGCAUAGUCAUAAAAGGUACUUGGUAACCAAAAUAGAAGUUGAUAAAUUGAAGGAAAUGUUGAAUUUCUUAGAUGCGGUAACAGUUGAAACACUGUUCUCUGUGGAUAGUUUGUAUUUGGAACACAAUAUUGAAGCAAAAGAAGAAAGCAAGAAGAGAAUGUGUACCAUGCUGGACGAUAUUGCUACUAAAUUUGCGGAUCAACAAAUUUUCUUGACGCAGAUGAAAUAUGUUGAGCAGGAAAUCGAAACUCAUGAAAAAAGACUCAAUCGACUCUCCGAAAUCGAUGAUGCAAUUCUCAAACUUCUUUCCCAUUAUCUGGUGCUGAAAAUUUUAUACACUGGUGAAAAGAAACAAAUCGAUGGGUCCUACUCCUUUUUUAGAAAAGUUAUACACUAUAUUAGCAAGGAUUUGGAAAAUUGCAAAUCAAGAACAGUUAAAAUGCAUAAUAUUAUUCGAGACUAUGAAAAAUCUACACCAGAAGAUAGGUUCAAGCUGACAAAAUAUGUAAUCAAGAUGCUUGCCGCCAAUGAGGAAAAUUUUACGAUAGCCAGGGCAUUUGAAAUCUUUGCAGAUUUCAAAAGAGAAAUUGGCGUUUUAGAAAACAACCUUUUCUCUUUCAGAUUUUCUGAUCAUUGUUCUCUAGAGGAGAAAUGGAGAAAGUCAAUGGGUGUUCUUCAAAAAAUGUUGAUAAGCGGCCCAACUCACCGCAUAGUACUUAUUGCCCCAGAGCUACAAUCCGUCAUGCGAAAAUUAGAAGAAGUAUUCAGGCAGCAACAAUCUUCUGUGAAAUCUGCUGUUGAAAUAUCUAGUGGAAUGAAAAAAAUCCCCAAUAAAUGGCAAAACUAUCGACGACAGCUGUGGAUGUACUUUAUGGCCGAUUCACAAAAGUUGAAAUUCAUCUUGCAGCAAAUCCAAGAACAUUUUUCCAAUUCCAAGCUUGGAAAAACUUGAGGUUGUGAAUGUUUUCUCACUGGUAAUUCAUUUUGUGAUAUACUUUUCAAAAUAUUGUUCAUAUUUUUGUACUUUUAAGAUGUACUUUAAAUAAUAUAAGUUCAAGUAC